AUGAGGACUGUCGCGACGCUUGCGACGGGCGCUUUGGUCGCCUCUGUCGCCCAGGCACAGGUUGUUCAAUGGGAUAUCGUGAGGAAGCAUACGGGACCUAAAUUAACGAGGCGAGCUGGCACGUUUACGGAGGUCAUCACAAACGAGAAAGUUCGGGGAGGUUACUUUGCAUCAUGUUCAGUCGGAACGCCUGCCCAAAAUCUCACCUUACAACUGGACACGGGUUCGAGUGAUAUCUGGGUUCCUUCGAGCUCCGCGAGCGUGUGCGAGCAAACAUCUUCUAGUAGCGAUGGCUGCAGUCUCGGAUCUUUUGACGAGAGCGAAUCUAGUACCGCCACGGUCGUAGGCGAAAACGAGUUCAGUAUUUCGUACGUCGACGGUAGUCAUUCUAAGGGCGACUACAUCACGGAUACGUUCCAGAUCGGUGGUGCCAAGUUAACCAAUAUGACUAUGGGUCUUGGUACUUCUACAGAUAUUCCGUACGGCCUCGUCGGUGUUGGAUAUACCUUGAACGAAGCUAUCAUCGGCACCACCCACUCUAGCUCGUCCCAGUACGACAAUCUUCCCGUAUUGAUGCAGAAGCAAGGCCUCAUCGCUACCAACGCGUAUAGCUUGUGGCUUAACGAUCUAGACGCGAGCACUGGUAGCAUUCUAUUUGGUGGAAUCGACACGGAAAAGUACAAGGGCGAUCUUACUCGCAUUAACAUUCAAAAGGAUGCCUCGGCAAACGCUUUCACGUCCUUCAUCGUCUCCAUGACGUCCGUACAGGCGACAUCGUCCUCCGGCACCGAUACGCUAUCUUCUGCGACGUUCCCGAUUCCUGUCGUCCUGGACUCCGGCACUACUUUCAGCUACGUGCCGACCGACUUGGCAACGGAGAUGUGGAACGAGGUUGGUGCCGAGUACUACAGCGAAGUAGGACUCGCGCUCCUGCCUUGCAGCAUGGAGAACAGUGCGGGUCAUUUCUCGUUCGGCUUCGGCGGCACUGGAGGACCCGUCAUCAACAUUACGAUGGACGAGCUUGUCCUGCCCCUGACUACUGGCGGGGCUGUGACCUUCCCCAGCGGCCCCAACAAGGGCCAAGAGGCAUGCCAAUUCGGCGUUCAAAACUUCAGCAGCGACAGCACCACGUUCCUUCUAGGCGACACUUUUAUGCGAUCAGCCUACGUUGUGUACGACUUGGUCAACAACCAGAUUGGACUUGCGCCCACGGAUUUCAACGCCACAAAGUCCAACGUUGUUGCGUUCGCUAGCGAAGGUGCCCAGAUGCCGUCUGCCACCGCCGCGCCUAACCAGGCUGCGGUCUCCGAGUCGGCCUCGACUACAACAGGAUCGUUAGGCGCAAGCGGCGGUUUCCUGAACGACAAGUCUUCCGAUGGCUCUUCGCUUCCACCGCCCCUUGAUUGGUCUAGGAUAGCAGUCAUGGGUGCCAGCAUGAGUCUAGUGCUGGAUAAAGAUGGCUUGGAUUCUUCGAGGGGCUUAAGAACUCUGGAAAGCGAAGACGAAGGCGAGUAA
Messenger RNA from Annulohypoxylon truncatum, 1515 nucleotides. Its product is annotated as acid protease. The record is from RefSeq and is a predicted model, not a curated record. Bases 1 to 1515 code for a protein of 504 amino acids. Gene Ontology annotation, biological process: proteolysis. NCBI's taxonomy places the organism in Eukaryota, Fungi, Ascomycota, Sordariomycetes, Xylariales, Hypoxylaceae. The transcript is spliced from 3 exons. Gene Ontology annotation, molecular function: aspartic-type endopeptidase activity.